AGACUUUGUGAUUUUCCCGGAUCGCAUAGCCACGCAAACCAAACAUUGGCCUUCUCCGAAAAUGCCGUACUAUUCCAGGGCUGAUGCGGACGCCGUCGACGAUUUCGACGAGUACGAUCCAACGCCAUACGGCGGUGGCUACGACAUCCACAUGACCUUCGGCCGCCCGAUUCCUCCCGGCGACGACACCUGCUACCCAAUGGGCCGCUCCGCCUCCGACGAGAUCGACUACGACCGUCCUCACUUCUCUUCCCACUCGGAGCCCUCCGCCUACGGCCACGACGCUCUUACCUCCGAGUACAGCAGCUACUCCCGUCCUAAGCCCCGACCUGGCCCCGCUUACGGAUCUGGCGGCGGUGGAUCGGGCUACAACGGGCGUAAUCAGGAAUCUGAAUAUGGAUCGGAAUACGGUCGCCGGAGUGAAUCGGAGUAUGAAGGCGGUGGUGGGUCUGAAUCUGGAAGGCGAAAGCAGGGAUAUGGGGAGGAAGGUGAAGUUUAUGAGAGGCGUCACGACACGGCCGAGUAUGGCUCUGGAGGUUACCGGAGGCAGGAUAGCUCCGAGAAGCCUGGUUACGGGAGGCGCCGCAAUGACGAUGACGACGAAGGCUAUGGCCGCAAGAAAUAUGGAGAUAAUGACUCUGGUGAGGAUGACGACGAGAGGAGGCAGCAUCGCUAUAAGCAUCACCACCAUCGCCGCAAUGAUGAAGAUGAAUGAUCGAUUGAUCAGCCACCUGUUACGACUAUAUAGAGAGAGCCAUGUCUGCGCGACACUUCUCCAUCUAGUACUAAAUAAACAAGAGUGUUAGAAAGGCAUAGUUUAUCUCUGGAAUUGGGUGUUAUAUGGAGUAUUGUUUCUGUUUGUCAUAUGGGAGUAUGAAUGUGUUGUUUUCCUUUCUUUCCUAAGCUUUUAAGCCCUAAAUUAACUAUUAUGAAUUAUCAGCCCAAGCUUGUGGACUGGUGUAUUGUUUCCUUCCAAAGGAGUACUAUCAAAAUAUAUGAAUUAUGAAUGGUUCUGUAUGGUCUCUUUGUGCUUUUGAAGAGAUGAACCAUACUGUGACAUUUUAUAUGCUAUAUAGUGAUCAAGCUCGCUCGCUCAAUUGGAUUUCAACUCAGACUUGGAGUAGAACAAAAGUUAGGAUCUUGA
Messenger RNA from Linum trigynum, 1144 nucleotides. The record is from the annotation of a GenBank genome assembly. NCBI's taxonomy places the organism in Eukaryota, Viridiplantae, Streptophyta, Magnoliopsida, Malpighiales, Linaceae.